Molecule: messenger RNA, 1254 nt
Organism: Gastrolobium bilobum
Lineage: Eukaryota; Viridiplantae; Streptophyta; Magnoliopsida; Fabales; Fabaceae
Exons: 5
Coding region: 17-967 (316 amino acids)
Source: RefSeq, a predicted model, not a curated record
AAUAAUAAUAAUAAUAAUGGAAUUACUUUAUCUUCUAUGCUCUAUAGUCUUCACCUCCCUCACCUCUCUUAUCCUCUCCCUUCUCCUUCCCUUUCACGCGCUACUGCGGCGGUGGGGACCCUCACGCGGAGCUUCUACCUACUGCAAUGACGUAGCUGGACCCAUUUCUCUCUACGAAGGUACUGUGUGGCACCAACGCCGGCACCCUGUCCAUCAUUCCUUCCAGUACCGGGUCCGCUACGCGCUUUUUGAUCUCGAUCGUGCGCCUCACGCGCCGCCUGACCAUCUUUCUGCCGAUGAAGCUCGCCAGCUUACCGAUACCAAUGGACCCAUUUUGCUCUUGACUAUCCCUCCUAGUGUGGGAUAUGAACAGAAUCCUUUGAAUGUGUAUUAUUGCUAUGCUGUUGAAGGCUCUACUAGACAUUUGAAGAAGUGCAUUGCUGAGGUAACAAAUACCCCAUGGGGUGAAAGAGUAUCUUUUAUUUUCAAUCCGCACUCUGAUCUAGUGGCCAAAUCUUUACAUGUCAGUCCUUUUAUGGAUAUGCUUGGGAGUUGGAAUAUCAAAGCAAGUGAUCCUGGAGAGAAUCUUACCAUAUCAAUUUCAGUUCAUCAUCCUGAGCAUGGAAACUAUUUUACUGCCAGUCUGAAAGCUAAAAGGUUGUGCUCAUCAUCAGAGUCAGAUCAUGCAGUUUUCUUUUGGUUGAUGCCUCAUAAGGUUGCAGUAUGGAUAUAUUGGAAUGCUGUAAAACUCUGGUGGAAAAAUGUGCGUUUUGUCCAACACCCCAGAUAUAGCAUUCCCACGUACAGGGAGGAAGCUUUGGUAAGGGACCAAAAACUGCAAUGUUGUGGAUUGAGUGAUGAUAAUGUACAUCUGCAACAAAAAGGAAGCGAUCAGGGUUGUUUAGCCGAAAUAAGUUCUAGUAACCGGUGGUUUAGAUGGAGAGAUGCUAAGUGGCCAUGGUCGUAGAAAAUUGUAUGGAUUUGCUUUGUUUUGCUUUUGGUGAUUUAGUAAGAUUUUGUUUUCAUAUGCUUAUAGGACGAACUUGGAUUAGUGAUAAAGCUAUUUUUAUGUGAUUGUUGGAGAACAUUCCUUUUACAAAUAUGUUAAGGAGGCUGCAUAAAGAUUCCCUAAACCUAACUCUUAAUAAGGAGCGGUUUAUAUUUUUGUAACAAACAUCCCCAAACGGCUAAGGAUGGGUUGACUUAUUAUUUAUACUGUACUAGUUAUGGUCUGUCUCUUAACCAUGAUGUAUU